CGUCCUUUUCCAUCAUCUCUUCUUCACUUCGGUCGCCACUUGCUCUGAGAAAGAAGUGCAUUUGUAUAUAAACACAAUCGGUGGGAAGGAGCAACAAUUCUCAUUUCAAUCCCCGACUGCCAUUCGACUUCAUAUAUCAUAACAUAUUCGGGGUUACCUCUUUCCGACGACAAGAAUGAUUUCAAUCGAACAAAGUUUAACCCAGCCAAUGGCAACAGCAAUAAAACAAAAGCAUACAUUCACUCCGGAGCUUUCGCAUGAUCAUGACAGCUUGACAUCAAGGUCAGACCAUUAUGAUCGAAUACAAGAUGCUGGCAAUUUUGCGGAAGCAUUUUACGGCUCAGCAUUACCACCUUCACCACCCUCUUCAGCGCAUAGCAGUACUCUAGCCGAAACGCAACAGAGGCAACAAUCAGAAGAUAUCAAACCUGACACAACAAAAUUAUCCCCUCUAAGACCUGCUUACCUCUACCUUGAAGGCGAAGACGCGGAAGUACCAGAACAUCCAACAGACGAUAUCAAAGGCGUGCCAGUCUUUACACCCACUUGGGAAGAAUUCAAAGACUUCUACUCGUAUUGCUCUAGGAUUGAUGCAUGGGGAAUGCGCAGUGGUAUUGUAAAGAUUAUUCCACCCAAAGAAUGGACAGGUUCUUUGCCAAGUUUAGACGGAAGACAGAAUGGCGAAUCAAGCAAACAAGCAGGAGAACGAUACACAGAACAAAACAGAUUAUCACAAGUGCGAAUCAAGAAUAGUAUCGAACAGAUAUUUACAUGUGCAGGUGCUGGUGUUUGGAGACAAAGUAAUGUCGUACAUCCCGGACGAAUCGUCAAUCCAAAACAAUGGGCAGAUAUUUGUGCACAAGAAAAUCUUCGCGGACCAGAAAUGGCAAGGAUGAAAGAAGUUGCACGAAGAAAACAAGAUGAUGCAGAUGAAGAUGGUGUGCGAACCAGGAGUGGGCGAGGAAGAGGAGCCGGUAAAUCUCAGUCAGGCCCAGUGCCUUCAAAGAGGAAGUCAACCCGGGUAGAGACAGGUGAACAAGCAUAUGAAAGUGUGGACACAGAAUUGACGACUGCAUCUCAAGAGACACGCUCUUCUCCGAGAAAGUCCUCAAGUAUUUCUGCCCAUAGCUCAUCACCGGCAAAGACACUAUCGUCGAUCACGAACAAAACCAAGAUGGCUGAUAGAACUACUCAAGAAGAAUGGGACUUGUUUGACCACAUCAAUGGUUGGGCUAAAGAAGCCGGACAAGACGCUGUCCCACAGGAUUGGGCAAUGGACGUCUGCAGGGCUAUUGAGAAAGAGUACUGGCGAGGAUUGAAUUAUGGCAAGCCACCGAUGUAUGGUGCUGAUUUGUCGGGAACAUUAUUCACAGAUGAAACAAAGGAUUGGAAUAUCGGGAAAUUGGACAACAUCCUGACCAGGCUUCGUUUGAAGCGAAAGCUACCAGGUGUAACGACUCCCUAUCUAUACUUUGGUAUGUGGCGUGCAACAUUUGCUUGGCAUGUCGAGGAUAUGGAUUUGUAUUCGAUCAACUACAUCCAUUUUGGCGCCCCAAAACAAUGGUAUUCGAUUCGACAAGCUGAUAAACAACGCUUUGAAUUAGCAAUGGCUUCGGCAUUCCCUGCUGACUCUUCACGCUGCCGUCACUUUAUGAGACAUAAAUCGUUCCUUGCAUCGCCUGGCUUCAUCGAAUCAGCAGCAGGUCGAAUCAAGCCAUUACGAUUGGUUCAAAAGGCGCAGGAGAUUGUACUGACUUAUCCUUAUGGAUAUCAUAGCGGAUACAAUUUAGGUUUCAAUUGCGCCGAAAGUGUCAAUUUUGCGUUGGAAAGAUGGUUGGAUAUUGGUAGAAAGGCAACGUAUUGUGAAUGCACGGAUGAUACGGUCAAGAUGGAUGUUGAUGCAAUGUUGGAUGAGAGCAAAGAAAUGGAAGAACUUGACCGAAAACGAAAAGAACGUGAACAAAAGCGAUUUGAAGAGGCUGGAUCGACGCAAACAGAUGAAGAAAAGGCUGAAGCACGUAAAGCACGUGAACGUGAACGUAGAAAGCGUAGAAAGGAAGAGCAGGAUCGUUUGGCAGCUUUGGGACUUGCACCAGAUGAUGAGCCAGAAGAAGAAGAUGAGGAAGUACAUCAAGCAAAGAAGCAAAAGAUUGACUCUUUCCCUUGCGAAUUCUGCCCCUCUACCUCAAAAGAAGAUUUGAUCGUCAUUCCCAGCUCAAAGAGCAAGGAUGAUAAAGUCAAACGUGCUCAUCGUCUUUGUGCCAGUUUCUUACCGGAGACAUGGAUUGCACCCAAUUCCAAACCUGUGAAGGGAAUACCACGCACGCCAAAAGAAGUUGUAAUGGGUUACGAAGGUAUUCCAAAAGCACGUUGGUCUUUAAAAUGUCAAAAUUGCAAGGAAAACCAGCUCUCAAAACGUGGGGCUAAAGUUCAAUGUACUUAUGGUCGUUGUUCACGUACUUCGCAUGUCAGUUGUGCAUUACAGGAAGGAUCCGGAUGGAUGUUGGACGUUCUGCCUGAAUCAGAAGCUGAUGAAGUUGAAGGACGAACAAAGGCAGCACCAUCCAAGUCAACAAAAGGAGGAAAAUCCAAAAAGGCCGCCAAAGCUGACAGUAACAAAGAAGAUGACGAAGAGGUGGAACAGGUCAUCACCGGUCAAUCUUCUUCUUCGACUGUUGAAGAGGAGGAUGACGAUAAAGAUCCACGAAUGGUGAUGUUGUGCAAAGUGCACAAUCCUUAUGAACGUGAACGUGAAAUGGGUUACAAAGUGGAUAUCUUGCGUGUUUGUUUGCAGACAUUGAUGCCUUCUCAAAAGAUUUGCGUACGUACCCAUACGGGAUUGUGGGAAACGAUGUUGCAACGAUAUGAACGUCCAUCAGAAGAUGAUAAGCACAAAUUUGAUGAAGGCGAUGUGAUUCUUGCGGAUGGAUCACGUGUAAAAGGUGCAAAGGUGGUAUUUGAUUCUGAAACGAUGAGAUUGGCAGAAGAUGUUGUUUGGUAUCGUGAUGAAGCGGAUUAUAUGCGUGAAAAAGGACAAUUGAAAUCGGCCGAAAGUAUGGUUGAAGAAUCAAAGAGAUCAAAGAUUGAAUUGCAAAAGUAUAUGCAUACAUUGUAUCAAGGAUUACAGUCAAUCGUUAAAGAGGCUGUCAAACCGGCAGAUCGUGAUCGACGUGCAGCGGAAAUUGAAAGAAAGCGUCGUGAGCAUGAACAGCAGCAGCAGCAGCAGCAAGGGCAACAACAACAACAAACGCAAUUACCCAUACCGUCUUUGAGUGUCGAGAAUUUUGAUCGUGCUCGGACACCAGUAGUACCAUCUCAGCCUGAAGGUGAACCACAUGUGCAAAUCACAGAUCCGGAUACGAUUGCGGGUACAGAUCGAUUAUUAUUAGCAGCUCAACUUGACGUCAGUCGUGGUGGUGCUUAGGUUGCACCACGAUGACGAAUAAAAAAAUGUAUUUAUUUGAUUUUGUCUGUUUUGUAUCAUUUCAUCUCUUUUUCUCGUAUGCUCUUUGUACCCUGCUUGCAAUGAUCCAAG
Meira miltonrushii is the source of this 3535-nucleotide messenger RNA. Its product is annotated as JmjC-domain-containing protein. The transcript has a single exon. Lineage: Eukaryota; Fungi; Basidiomycota; Exobasidiomycetes; Exobasidiales; Brachybasidiaceae. The record is from RefSeq and is a predicted model, not a curated record. Gene Ontology annotation, biological process: chromatin remodeling. The coding region runs from base 176 to 3424 and encodes 1082 amino acids. Gene Ontology annotation, cellular component: nucleus. Gene Ontology annotation, molecular function: histone H3K9 demethylase activity; histone H3K36 demethylase activity.